Nelumbo nucifera (sacred lotus) is the source of this 3326-nucleotide messenger RNA. NCBI's taxonomy places the organism in Eukaryota, Viridiplantae, Streptophyta, Magnoliopsida, Proteales, Nelumbonaceae. The record is from RefSeq and is a predicted model, not a curated record.
UUCUGAGUCUAAAACACAUCACUCUUUCUCAUGGCUGUCAGUGGUCAUCUGUGGAGAUCAGCUCAUGGCAGCGGGAUUUGCAGUUGCAGGCGAAAACAAGCGCUACAAUGGAAGGAUGACCCCGUUUGUCAUCCUUUCAUGUAUGAUGGCUGCCAUGGGAGGAGUCAUCUUCGGCUAUGAUAUUGGAAUUUCAGGUGGGGUCUCUUCCAUGGAGCCAUUUCUUAAGAAGUUCUUCCCAGAGGUUUACACAAAGAUGAAGGACGACACCAAGAUAAGCAACUACUGCAAAUUCGACAGCCAACUCUUGACCUCAUUCACGUCGUCACUCUACAUAGCCGGUCUGGUCGCUUCCUUCUUUGCUUCAUCAGUAACACGAGCCUUUGGGCGCAAGCCUUCCAUUCUCGCCGGCGGUGCCACUUUCCUUGCCGGCGCAGCUCUUGGUGGAGCUGCUUUCAACGUAUAUAUGCUUAUAUUAGGCCGAAUCUUGCUUGGAGUUGGGGUGGGAUUCGCUAAUCAGUCGGUCCCACUAUAUCUCUCAGAAAUGGCUCCACCACAGUACCGAGGAGCUUUUAACAAUGGCUUCCAGUUCAGUGUAGGCAUCGGAGCCUUAUCAGCAAAUCUCAUCAACUUUACUACUGAAAAGAUUAGAGGUGGCUGGGGUUGGCGUCUCUCUCUUGCCCUGGCUGCAGUCCCAGCCUCAAUCCUAACUCUUGGAGCCAUUUUCCUCCCUGACACCCCCAACAGCCUUAUCCAACGCAACAACCAGGAGAAGGCCAAGAGGAUGCUACAGAGAGUUCGAGGGACCACAGACGUCCAAGCAGAGCUGGAUGAUCUCAUCCAAGCUGGUGACAUCUCUACUGAGGCCAUCGGGGAUCACCCAUUCAGAAAAAUCCUACGAAGCAGAUACAGACCUCAGCUGGUUAUGUCAAUGGCAAUCCCAUUCUUCCAACAGGUGACAGGAAUCAAUGUGAUUGCCUUCUACGCUCCCAUAUUGUUUCGAACCAUCGGCCUGGGCGAGAGUGCAUCUCUCAUGUCCGCUGUGAUGACUGGAGUUGUGGGUACUGUCUCGACCUUCAUAUCCAUGCUGAUAGUGGAUAGAUUGGGCCGACGGGUGUUGUUUGCGAUAGGCGGAGUUCAGAUGUUCGUCUCACAGUUGAUGGUGGGAGGAAUAAUGGCUGCCAAACUUGGGGAUCAUGGUGGUUUGAGCAAGGGAGACGCUUAUCUGGUACUGGUUUUGAUUGGCAUAUACGUAGCUGGUUUUGGGUGGUCAUGGGGUCCAUUGGGGUGGUUGGUUCCAAGUGAGAUUUUUCCACUGGAGAUCAGAUCAGCAGGACAGAGUAUUACAGUGGCAGUGAGCUUUCUCUUCACUUUCAUUGUUGCUCAAACGUUUCUGUCUAUGCUCUGCCAUUUCAAGUCUGGGAUCUUCUUCUUCUUCGGCGGAUGGGUGGCGGUGAUGACAGGGUUUGUUUAUUUGCUUCUGCCAGAGACCAAGAACGUGCCUAUUGAACAGAUGGAUCGGGUGUGGAGGGAGCACUGGUUCUGGAAGAGGAUUGUUGGAGAGGAAAAAGAAAACAAGAAUGGCGGGGCAGCAUGAUUAUCUUGAAAGAACAAACAGAGAAAAGAAACGAAUACAAAUGAGUCAGAAACCUUCAGCAGAGUUUUCAUUGUUACUUUCAAAUCUGUGGACUGUGGAUAUUAUCGUUGUUUCUGCUGUGCAUAAUUUACGAUAUCUAUUUAUUAUCUUUUAGACAAGAGAGAUAUCAGAGACAUAGGCUUUAGCUGUUACAAUAUUACUUUUACUUCUUCUCUUACUAUAAAAUUUAUAUAAAUCAUACAUUAUAAUGAUUAUUGUGUUACAGAGUGUAGAAGAAGCUAUGUGAGACAAAAAAAAAAGGGUAAAUUUUUUAAAUUACCCUUAUGGCUUAGUUAAUUGAUUAAUUCUAUCCUGUUGAAAAUUGACUGUGUACCGUUUUUGAUAAUUGACUAACAUUAACGAAAAAAGUAAAAUAUCCGUUAUACCCUUAUGCGAAAUUACAUUUUUAUUUCUGUUUUUUAACUUCUCAAUCCCUAUCAGACACAGGCUGCCAUCGCCAUCGUCACCGACGACGGUCGCUGCAAAUACCGAACAGUGGAAGUCCGGCGGAAGUCGAUUCCGGCCGACGACGAACGGCGCUGGAACCACGAACUUCCGCCGGAGGUCGAUCUACAGCACCGAUACAUGGUGGUUCCGAUAUAUAAUUUACAGUAAAGUCACAUAGAACCACAUGCGUGUCAGAAAAGGAAGGUCUUCGGUUAUCGUGUUGGGAGCUAAUAGGGCCACGUUAUUGUAAACAAACGGGAUCUCACACGUGUUGGGCUAUUAGGUUGGAGAGAGAAAACUGGUGCUGCGAUGGAUGGCCAAGAUGCACUCUUGUACGCAGAAGAACUACGUCAGACCAAAUGUACCUGUCGGAGGCUACCCGUGACGUUGACGGGCAGCUGCCCGUGGUAUUAUGGCCCAGGGAGAAGGCUCAAGUCUCCCCUUUGUUUUAAGGAAGGCCCCCUGUAAAAAGGCAACCUUGGAGGUCAUUUUAACGGGUACUUUGGAGUGCGGAGGAAAGAUCUCCGAUAUCUCUAUUCUCGCCUCCAAUUGUUGUUCUUCUAUUCUUAAGAGGGUCAAAGCUCAGCUUUAGAAGAACUGUCUUGUCUGGGUUUUUUUAUUUUUUAUUUUCAGCGGAGGAACUAAGAGAGUUGGUUCUGGCUUCUGUGAUGUUUUAGGGGUUCUUGGUUCUACUGUUUCAAGGUCAGAUUAACAAUUGUAAUGGCGGAAAUAUGUUGUGGAGUUGUUAGUAAAAGCGAAACGGCGGCAUCGUGCGAGCCGAUCUCCCAAGCUGCCAGGUGCUGGAGGAUGGAGAUUCGACGGUUUAAGUUUGUUGCUGGAGUUUCCAUAUCACAGGAAAAUUGCCGGAAACGGCCGAGAUUGGAUGUUUAUGGGACUUUGUCGCCGCGGGAUUGCAAAAACGCAAUUGAGAACUGUGGCAUUAACAGAGUGCGAGAGAGUUUGGUCGUGUCGGAUGAGGAGUCAAAUACAGAGGAAGAAAUGACUUUGAACGAAUAACAGAGGAGAAGAAAACUCACCGACAUCCGGCGGAAGUCUGUGGUGGUUCCAGCGCCGUUCGUCGUAGGCCGGAGUCGACUUCCCCUGGACCUCCGUCGUUCGGUAUUUGCAGCGACCACCGUCGGUGACGAUGGCGAUGGCAGCCAGUCUGAUAGGGAUUGAGUUAAGUUAAAAACAGGGAUAAAAAUGUAAUUUCGCAUAGGAGUAUAAACGGCAUUUUAAAGGUUCA